AGGAGGAGGCCCUGAUCCGGGGAGACAGAAGCCUCCUCGCUGGCUGCCUUUGCCCCGCGCCUCUUAAGGCGAGGGAGAGGAGAGGAAGGGAAGGGAGCCGCCCCCCGGAGCCCAGCCUCCGCCUGAUGCUGGCUGCAGGGUCGCCCUCCAAAGGCAGCAGCAGCAGCAGCAGCAGCAGCCCGGUUCCUCUUGCCUUGCUGCCAGAUGAAGGAGGGACGCUGAGCAUGAACUGCGGGGAGCCCAAGGAGAUGGAGGCUGCUGCUGCUCACUUCAGCUUCUGCCAGAACCUUUUGGAACACACGGUGUCGGCUGAGAACCUCAAUUACCGCCUGCAGAGGAAUUCGGGCAGCAGCCUGACCUGGCAUGAUGGACGGAGUCAGAGGUCAGCUGGAGGAAGGACUGUCAAACUCCUUCAGCAGCCAGGAACUGAGGGCUCCCAGGGCCGCAACUACGAACACUAUGGAAUCUACCACACCAGCCCAACCCUAGGCAGCCUUACCAAACCGGUAGUACUGUGGACACAGCAAGAUGUGUGCAAAUGGCUCAAGAAACAUUGCCCACACAACUAUCUCAUCUACGUGGAGGCCUUUUCCCAUCAUGCCAUCACAGGUCGGGCACUGUUACGGCUAAAUGCAGAGAAGUUGCAGCGCAUGGGGAUUAUGCAUGAGUCUCAGAGGCAGGAAGUCCUCCAACAGGUGCUGCAACUCCAGGUGCGAGAGGAGGUCCGCAACUUACAGCUCCUCAGUCAAGAGACCAGCUGUUCUCUGGCAGAGAGUUCAUGUCACGCCAAGCAACCACCACCAGGACUGGUAAAACUCAGCCUUGUGGGACCAGAUCACAGAGCAAAACUAUUUCCUUGAUGCACACACAAAGACACCAUUAAAAACCACGGACAGUGAGCGGAGAUAUUUGCAGUGACGUUCUCCUACGGGGGACACAGAAGACAGCAGGAUGAAGUUUGCCAGUGCCUCUACUUACAUUGUAAAAGUAUCUCUGAGGUCCUAUGGGUGCUCUAAUUUAUUUUCACAGUGCCAGUCAGCAAGAGGCAGAGUCACCUAGUGGCUGAAGAAUCUGAGUUAGGAAUCAAAGAGUCAGUAUCUUCAAAUCAGUGACUGCCAGUGGCUUCAAAGUUAGUGGAGAAAUGCUGAACCUGCCCCAGGUUUUGGUUGGAAUGGAACUGUCAAAGGAACGAUCACAUGCCAAACUCUCUCUGCAAAAUAGGUUCUGUGCUUUGAAUACCAUGACAUUGAGGCAGCAAAUCUGCCUCAGGUUUCAGUUUGGAACUAUCCAAGGUCCUGAACCUUAUCUGCAAAAAUCACCUUGGAUAGCUCCUUUUAGGGUUGGACCUAAUGGACUCACCACCUCACUGUGAAGUCAGCCACCAAUGGUUCAAAUGUUAUCUUUGCUGUGAACUAUCAAAGUGACCUAUAAGGUGAGAAAUUCUCAGUUUCAGGCUCUUUGUGCAAUAGAAGGAUGAUAAUUACAGAGCCUGGGGAAGUUACUUUUUGGACCACAACCCCUUGGAUCUUUGACCAGGCUGCAUGACAUCGGUUUAUCUUGGGUUGCAUCUACACUGUAGAAAUAAUGCUGUUUUGACACCACUUUAAGUGCUGUAACUCCAUCCUACAGAA
Messenger RNA from Sceloporus undulatus (fence lizard), 1631 nucleotides. RefSeq names its product sterile alpha motif domain containing 10 (gene SAMD10). Gene Ontology annotation, molecular function: protein binding. Lineage: Eukaryota; Metazoa; Chordata; Lepidosauria; Squamata; Phrynosomatidae. Bases 126 to 860 code for a protein of 244 amino acids. Gene Ontology annotation, cellular component: cytoplasmic side of plasma membrane. Gene Ontology annotation, biological process: cell surface receptor protein tyrosine kinase signaling pathway. The record is from RefSeq and is a predicted model, not a curated record. The transcript is spliced from 5 exons.